AAUCAUCAAUCAAUCCGUCUGGCAUUUGUGGUCGUGGAAACCGCCUACCUUACAAGGUUACAUUACUGACUGAUCGCUCUUUAUCUUUUAUAAGGAAGACCGGACAUCACUGUUCAGAAGUUUGCGACUCUGAAUCCAGCACUCCUUAGAAUGUCUUCAAUCGUGGAUAUCGAUCACCCGAUUGUCAACCAGCCUGGGGAUGUCAAACUGUCGCCCAUCAACCAGCCUACGUUGGAAAAAAGGUCUUCAGACACUGAAAAGAGUGAGGAGCAUACUCACUCUCAUCCUAAGGAUAAGAACUCGAGUAUCAUCAACACGGACAUUUUAGCGACUCCUUUCAAUUCGCCGACGCCUAGCUUCGAACGUAGUCAAAGCGAUGCUUAUCUUGAGGAAAAUAAGACCCAGGAGACGAUCUUCACAAGAAGUUUCUUUGUUCAGGGCGAAGCUGUCGGCUAUCAGGAGGAGCGAAUGGGGUGUGAGAAUAGAGUAGAGAAGGGUAUUAAUAACAUUGAGGGCGCGCGGAAAAUCGCCGGUCCCAACAAAGACUUCGAGACUACCGGAAAGGAGGAUAUCAUAGAGACUACAACCGAAGAUGAGGUUUCUGAUGAAGUGGAGCUGACCCCGGCGCCCACGCCCGUUCGAAAUGGUGUGUCUGCCGCUACCGUUGCCGACAGCUCUGGAGAGACGAUCACGAAUGGAGGCGAAUCACACGACAGCACAGCUGAUAAGGCCCAGGAGGCGAUGGCUGAAGGAAACGCUACAAUCAUCUUCCCUGGAGAUGCAACGCUAGAUGAUCAUGAGGAAGCGGCUAUUGAAACGCCAAAGAACGCUCAGGGCACUCGCAGUGUUCCGCCACACAUGCGUCGGGAAUUUCAACCUCUAGCAGCGCGCCACUCUGCUCUCCCUGAUCUAAGACACACGAUUCCCCUAGCUGAAAGAAAUCGCUUCUCUGACAACCAUCGAACACCGCGCCCACAGUACCCGAUGUACCAAUCUCCCAUCUAUCGUGUCGACGCCGAUCGCGAACAGCUCGCUCGCAUGCGCGCCCAGCUCAUGAAGACUCAGAACGAGCUCAACGCCUCGCGCAAGCAGAAUGUAGAGCUCCGCACAACUGUCGAGGCUGAGCACCAGCACAAGAUCGAAACCGCCUUCUCAAGCAUGCUGGCAAACCUUCUUCAGAAACAGAGCGAGGCACUGGGCCUAGAGGCAAAUGUCGAAGCAAAGGGACGUGAUUUGCAGUACCGCGAGAGGCAAAUUGAGCAGUUAGAGGUGUAUCUUGCUGAGGGCCAGAAGCAGGUCAAGUAUCAGCUUGAACAGCAAGGUAUCCGCACCAUGAACGCCGUAGACCGCGAGCACAUCAAGCGUGAAGCUGAACUAUUUCUUGAGAAAAGGUUUGCGGAUUUCGAGGCCAAAAUCGCUAUCCAAGCUGAGCGCCUCCGUCUCCGCGAGGCGACGCAACAGAUACGCGAGCAGCAGUACAAAUCCCUCGUCUGCGAGUCCAUCGAAUCUUCGUUUCACGAGAAGGCCUUGACGUUCGAAAAAGCAGCAGAGCUGGCCGAAGAACAGUAUAACAGCGGCUACGCAGCCGGUAAGGAACUAGGGCGCAAAGAAGCUCUCGGCGAGGCGCAAAAGCUUAGUUUCCUAGAAGGCUACGCGGCGUGUCAUCGUGCGCAGACUGCGCUGUACAAUAUGCGCGCUGGGCGUAUUCCGCGCGAUAGUCCGGAACUAGAUUUCCUAUUCGACGCUGGGCACGCAGAGAAUCUCCUCACACGUGAUCGGGAGCAAAUUCGCCCACGGGGAUGGAGAUCGAGUUGA
Messenger RNA from Cucurbitaria berberidis CBS 394.84, 1815 nucleotides. RefSeq lists its product as uncharacterized. NCBI's taxonomy places the organism in Eukaryota, Fungi, Ascomycota, Dothideomycetes, Pleosporales, Cucurbitariaceae. Bases 151 to 1815 code for a protein of 554 amino acids. The transcript has 5 exons. The record is from RefSeq and is a predicted model, not a curated record.